AUGAUCAUUUCAACAGCAGCAGCAACAACAACAGCAGUAGCACCACCACCACCACAACAACAACAACGACAUACUGACCAUCUGCUCGGCGACAAACAUUCAUCCAAAGCGCAAGGUCUAACCAGAACAUUCAAGACGCUUAAGAUCUCAGGGCCCAAGACCAAGGAAGAAAUCACAACCGAUUUAAAGUCAAACAUAAUUCUUGCAGCAAAAUUCCCAUUCAAUGCAGAAUCUUCAAAUGAGUUGAGCAUAAAGACUGGUGAUAUCUUGAAAUUAUUGGCAACACCCAAGGACGGCUGGAUCCUAGUCAAAUACAUUGAUAGACUACACACGCCAGGCUUAAUACCAGCUUCCUAUGUCGAUAUCGUAGUUAACGAUCCAGUGCAUCCAAUCACCUUAAACUGGCUACACUCGCAAGACACGUAUAGUAUCAUCAAUGACCACAAGUACCUAGACCUACAAUUCAACAAAGUCGAGUCCAAAUUCCAAACCAUCAACAAUAGAGCGUAUCCAACAUCAGCUUCAAUACCAAAUUUCUUUCUCUACAAAAAAAGAUAUUGGUAUCGCUUAGAUAUAGAGUACAGCGACAAGUCCACAGCCCACGUUUGUCGAUACUAUCAAGACUUCUAUAACUUACAUAUUGACUUGUUAGAUUUGGUCGAGAAUGUUGGAAAAAAAGAUAGCGCUGAUGCGAAAACCUUAAAGUUGCCCAAGUUGCCCGAGCCAAUUCCAACGAAUACAAAAUCUUUGACCAAUGCUGAAGAAGAGAAAACUGCUAUUGGCAGUAGUAAUGACAGUAAUAACGUCAAUGACAAAAACAAUAACAAAGACAAUAACAUCGACAGAAAUAACGACCAAGGUAGCCAUAAUGACAGUGUAGAUGAAAAGGCAAGACAAAGAGCUAGAAUUGAGGAUGAGUUACAAGAGGUUACAAUGUUGUUGAAGAGAUGCAAUGAUUUGAACAUUUACACUAAUAAACUCAUCCUUAACAAAUAUUUGCAAACCUCAAAGCAGCUAGUAGAUUGGCUUAGCACUGAUUAUAAGGACUUGCCCGGGUUUUGCAUUUCAGAGGAGGAACUUCUUCACCGAGAGGAAAAUGACACUAUAUUAAGCAAUGACGAGAUUAAUGAAAAACUUCUUCCAGGAUCAAUCAAUGUAGUUAAAGAUUUCAAUGAGAAGAAGCUCAAGCUACAGGAAGAGUUGGAAAGAGAGGCAAAGGCAAAGGAAGAAGAAUUGAAGAAGCAAAAUAGAAGCGAUAUUGAUGGUGAUCACGAGGCGGAAGAUCUUGACGAAUUAACCGAGUUGGCCGACGAAGAUUUGCCAGCUAGAAGCAAGUCCAAAAAUAUCUACAACAAUUACCAGCAAGCAUCCCAUGUUUUUUCCUCAGCUAGGCAGCCCUCGUUGAAACUUAAUAGUCCGCGCCUCAAUAGAUCCGAUUCAAAGUCAGCGACAAAUCAAGGUGUGCCAACGCAAGGAGCUCAUGCCCAAAAUAGUCGAAAACAUAGCCAGGCUAGUUUGGCACACACAACAUCCUUUAGCAGUAAUUCAUCGUCUUCUCCAACAGAUGCGGCCCCCAUAAGAGAACUUCCUGUGAGUACACCAGAUACCUCAAUCGAUUCUGCCUACAAUUCUUCAUUCACGCAAACACCCAAGCUGCAACAGUUUAGCAUGACUCUGAAUCCAUUUUUGAAUGGUCAAAAAACGGCGUCGUCAACUACACCGGUUGCAAUUAAAAAGCAACAGCACCCGCAACAACAACAACAACAACAACAUCAUCAUCAUCAUCCUGCUGUGCCGGAAACAGCACACCAAUCCUCUCAGAUGGUGCCACCCGGUCCUUACAACCACCCAAUGUAUGGCACACCACCAAAAGGAUCACCAAAGUUGAUUAACACGAAUAUUGCCUCGCCCAAAAUGCAUUAUAGCCCGAAACCUGGGCUUCCACCACAAGUCAACACUUCACAGUCUCCGUUGAAGCAUUCCCCCAAGACAUUCCCAAUACCUCCACAACAGUACCAAUAUCAACAACAACAUUCACCAUCGGGUCAAAAAUCACAUCCUCAACCAUUUUCUCCUCUGAACCAAGGUAUGAUUCCUUUAGCGCCAAACCAUCAGCAGAUGGGAUCAAACAACCCCUUUGUGUAUACUAAAGGAAAUGGCGUAAAUAGUACAAGUACAAGUGGCGGCAGUGGCAGUGGUGGCAAUGGUGGCGAUUCGCGCACCCCGCCUCAAAACCUCAAGUGUAAGAUCUCCAAUUUCAAUAACGAAACUUUUGCCAUUAUAUUGAAUAAGGCGCAGAUAAAGAGUGUUCAGGAUCUUAAGAUUUCAGUGAAGCAGAGAGUAUACUAUACAAAGCUCUUUAUCAAAUUGCCCAAUUUGAACAAUUAUGAGAAUAUUGAUAUUGUAAAGUUCAACAUUACCGAAUUUCUAAGAUUCAAUGAUGAAGUGGCCUUAAGGAUCUCAUGA
Lodderomyces elongisporus is the source of this 2466-nucleotide messenger RNA. RefSeq lists its product as uncharacterized. Lineage: Eukaryota; Fungi; Ascomycota; Pichiomycetes; Serinales; Debaryomycetaceae. The record is from RefSeq and is a predicted model, not a curated record. Gene Ontology annotation, cellular component: cytoplasm; mating projection tip. The coding region runs from base 1 to 2466 and encodes 821 amino acids. The transcript has a single exon. Gene Ontology annotation, biological process: conjugation with cellular fusion. Gene Ontology annotation, molecular function: phosphatidylinositol binding; protein binding; protein-macromolecule adaptor activity.